This is a messenger RNA of Eimeria acervulina, 570 nucleotides long. RefSeq lists its product as hypothetical. Bases 1 to 570 code for a protein of 189 amino acids. The record is from RefSeq and is a predicted model, not a curated record. Lineage: Eukaryota; Apicomplexa; Conoidasida; Eucoccidiorida; Eimeriidae. The transcript is spliced from 2 exons.
AUGGGUAACCCAGUCGGGGGCCCCUCCGCUGCUGCGGCUGAGGGCCCCCCAGCAGCAGUUGCAGCAGCAGAAGCAGCACCAACUACACCAGCAAAUGCUGUUCCCCAUGAGGCGUGGAAUGCAAGCGGCCCGGUUGCUGCACCGCCAACAGCAACAGCAGCAGCAGCACCAACAGCAGCAGCACCAGCACUAGCAGUACCAGCAGCAACAACGGCAGCAACAACAGCAGCAGCAGAGAUACCAGCGGCUUCUUCAGAACCAGUAGAGGCAGCACCACCAACAGCAGCAGCAGCUGCUGCAGCAGCGGCAGCUGCAGCAGUAGCAGCUGCAGCAGUUCCCGACGAGGCGUUUGUACCAGCAGCACCAGCCGUGGCAGCACCUCAGGCAGCAGCAGCAGCAACAGCAGCAGCAGCGGCAGCAGCAGCAAGCGUGCCAGCUGCUUCUGAAGACAACCCCGAAGGGUUUUUGCUGUUUGCUGUGGCGUGGCUGCUGGUAGCAGCAGCAGCAGGGCUGGUUCUGCUGCGGCAGCAGCGACAGCAGCAGCGCGAGAGGAGUAAGGUUCCUAGAUAA